Molecule: messenger RNA, 1636 nt
Organism: Caenorhabditis elegans
Lineage: Eukaryota; Metazoa; Nematoda; Chromadorea; Rhabditida; Rhabditidae
Gene: sup-46
Product: RRM domain-containing protein
Exons: 7
Coding region: 37-1401 (454 amino acids)
Molecular function (GO): RNA binding; nucleic acid binding
Source: RefSeq, marked reviewed
AAAGCUUAAUCCAAGAUCCGUGUUCCAUCAGCCAACAUGAACAGAAAUCGUCGAGACGGACCACAGCGUGAUGUUAAGCGAGAGCGUCGGAGCCGAUCCAGAAGUCCAAGAAGAAGUCGUAUCGGCGCUGCUGUUGGAAGUAACAAUGGGAACUCAUCAUCGAACAACCGAAUGGUUUUUAUCACCAAUAUCGCCUAUGAGGCUCGUUGGGUCGAUUUGAAAAGUCUAGUUCGCGAGAAAGGAGGUGAAGUCGCUUUCUGCGAGUUGCUCGAAGACCGUAACGGCAAGCCAAAGGGUAACGCUGUGGUUGAGUUCGAAACUCGUGAGGGUGCCGAAAAAUGCGUUGAGAAUCUACAAAAGUUCGACUGGAAGGGAAGAACCAUCAUCGCCAAAGAAAUUCGGGAUCCGAAUGCUUUCUUCCGAACCAUCAAAACUGAAACAGGCAUUGAUUACUUGUCUCGUACCGGAGGUGGUGGUGCAGGAGGACGAGGUCCUCCACCAAAAGAUCUUGAUCGCCCUACUCGAACUGGAACUUAUGAUUUAUUCGGUCUCAAUAUGGAAUUCCUUCGCCAACACAACAUUGAACCGCCACUCUGUGAGCGCAUCUUCAUCGCCAAUUUGGCUUUCAAUGUCGGAACCGAUAAGCUUUACGAAGUCUUCGGUAUGGCCGGUAAAAUCACCUGGAUGGACUUCCGCAUUGAUAAAGAAGGAAAGUCAAAGGGAGUAUGCGUAAUUCAAUACACUCACCCAAUUGAAGCCGUACAAGCCGUUUCGAUGCUCAAUGGUCAGCGACUUUUUGAUCGAAAUCUGGUUGUGAAAAUGGAUAGAUUCGAUAAGGAACUGGAGCACAAAGAAGGUGGACUUCCACGAGGUCUUGAGUCAAUCGGAAUGGGUCUUGGAGCAGAAGGAGCACCACUUUCCAAUGUUCAUGGAAUGUUCCCAGGAGAUGCUUCAGUGCCGUUCACAGCUCCAGCUGCCCCAUUCGUAGGUGGACCACAAGUUGUUUCGGCUGGUGGUUUUGGAGGAGUCGUUGAACAAGCCAACUUUGCCCGAUCCGUCAUGAACAAUGGACCAUUUGGAGGAAAUGCUGGUGUUGGUGGUGCUGGUGGAGCCACAUUUGCUCAACCUGACGUCUUUGGUGUCAAUGGAGCUGGUGGACUCGCCGGUGCUGCGACACCCCAGGCAACAAGGGUUAUUAUCAUUCGCAACCUUCCAAGCGAUUAUACCUGGCAAAUUGUCCGUGACCGUGUUCGAAACUUCGGAGAAGUCGACUCUGUUGAUAUGAUGGCGCCAGGAGCUGCUCGCAUUCGUUUUGCAACUUUCCAAGACGCUGAACGUGCUCGUGCUGCCCUCUAUGGAUCCACUGUCGAAGGCCGCAUGAUCAGCGUUGACUACGCCUAAUUCAUUCCCCCUGUUAUAUUUGUAUUUGAAACUUCUCACGUUUCUCUUGAAUCAUCAUCUAUUAUCUUUAUUUUAUCCGUUUUUUCUCCAUCUCUAUCCUUCCUUAUCCCUUUAAAAAGGCUUCCUUGUCAACGGAAUCUCAAUAAUUUAAAACAUCUUCCUCAUUUUCAUCACUCUAAAACUAUUUCUCAUAUUUUCCUCUGGCAGGAUGGUGACAAAUAAAAGUUUUAAUAAU